Desarmillaria tabescens is the source of this 1121-nucleotide messenger RNA. RefSeq lists its product as uncharacterized. The record is from RefSeq and is a predicted model, not a curated record. NCBI's taxonomy places the organism in Eukaryota, Fungi, Basidiomycota, Agaricomycetes, Agaricales, Physalacriaceae. The coding region runs from base 198 to 824 and encodes 208 amino acids. The transcript has 2 exons.
GUUCGUCAGAUGAAACAUCGGACCCGCACUCGGAUUCGGAGUCUGAUAAGCAAUCUUCUGGCAAACGUUCUCGUGGUCAAAGACAUGACGGCAGUGAUACAACGGACCGGAACGCAGGCCCUAGCAGACCGUUGGAUCCGGAUGACUUCGAGACACAAACAGAUCUCUUUGGCCCUUCACAGAGAUCGUAUUCACAGAUGGCUGCACGCUCAGGACGGAAAAGGAAGCGAGUCCUGUUAGACGCGGAUGAUCUCGAGGAACCAAGACUAUCAAUCUCUCGCUCUCAGGCUAACAUCAUUCACCAUAGCCCAUCUGCGUGGGCAGCUCCUAGUUUCAUGCGCCAGACCCUCACGAGCGGAUCAGCGGAUCCAUCAGGAUCACGAUCGAGAAAUAUCCGCACCGACGAAAUGACCAGUCAACAAGAUAAAACAGUCCUUGGCGCCCCGCAACGCGGGAACCCCCACAAAUCUAACUCUACAGUUAGAAUCAUCGGGGAAACUGCCGAUGAGAUAUCGAGUACCCGAAAGAAAGAUACCGUUGCAAUAACGCAACAAACCUUAUCCCGUAAGGAUGCCGAUAAUCAGAUGGAAGGCAACGUGGGCAUGAAACGAACAUCGGGUGACAAUCAACACCAUCGACCGUUGAAACGGGGGAAAGGAAAUGCUUCGCAAAGUAUUAGCAGGUCCGGAUCCGGCAGCACCCACACCGGCACCAAACUGCUCGGUUUCUCUGUCGCUCUGGACAAGAAGGGUCUUGAGAAUGUAGUUUCGUGGAGCAGGAUGAAGGAAAUUAUUCUUAAUACGGGUAAAUAUCAAUCAGUAUGAGCUUGACUUUGUACUUUACGACUGUUGCUGUUUCGAGCGGUACUCCGCUGUUGGUCAACUGACCGACCUCGCCCCUGCGGCGAUGCUGUCAUUAUUGUCAGUGGAAGAAGGAAACUCAAAGGAAAGUCUGAUGUCGAAUGAGUGAACCUUUUGAUGUGACCUAGAUAGUGAAACACAACUCUAACAAGUCAUUAUCACGAUUGCGAAAAAUAUGAGCUCGAGCGUCACUAAAAACUGAAACCGCCCGCCGAGUCUUUGCGACUCGAGGACCGGGAAGAGUGAUGAACAUCAGCAAAU